AGCCGUCGGUCAGUUUUAGUGUAGGGAAUCCUCCACGACAGGUAGGUUUUCUUCGCUGCUGUCCGCCGCCGGCCCUUCCCCUUCGUCUUUGUCGCCGUCUCCGCCAAUUCUGAGUUCCGAUUCGGAGUUUCCCUUCGUCUUAGUCCACGGGUUUUAUUCUUGCAGUUCUUUUCUUCCAAUCCAAACUAAGGGGAGGGAGAAGACGGGCAUAGAUAGUGCCGUUUCAGUUCAUUCCGUUGACUCCGUCCCACCUUAAUAACGAUGGUGGAAUCAGAGAUGCAUCCGCAUGAUCCAACUAACAAUAAAAGCGACCUGGAGAAGAAGAAGAAGAAAGAAGAAAAGGCGAGAGAGAAAGAAUUGAAAAAACUUAAGGCUGCGCAAAAAGCAGAGGCAGCUAAAAUUCAGGCCCAACAAGCAUCUAGUACUUCAAAAACAGGUAAACGGAAGAACUUGAAAAGGGAGGCAGGAGAAGGAAACCCUGAAGAUUAUGUUGAUCCAGAAACUCCAUUUGGUGAUAAGAAACUUCUUUCUUGUCAAAUGGCUAAGCAAUUCAGUCCCAGUGCUGUAGAAAAAUCAUGGUAUGCAUGGUGGGAGAAAUCAGGCUUCUUUAUGGCAGAUUCUAGCAGCUCCAAGCCACCAUUUGUAAUUGUACUGCCACCUCCCAAUGUGACUGGAGCCCUACAUAUAGGCCAUGCCCUAACUUGUGCUAUCCAGGAUACUAUCAUGCGGUGGUGUAGAAUGUCUGGAUACAAUGCCUUGUGGGUGCCUGGAGUAGACCAUGCUGGGAUAGCAACACAGGUUGUUGUAGAGAAGAAAAUCAUGCGGGAAAGAAAAUUAACGAGGCAUGAUAUUGGCCGUGAGAAAUUUGUAUCUGAAGUGUGGAAUUGGAAGAAUGAGUACGGUGGCACCAUAUUGGAACAACUCCGACGAUUGGGUGCCUCACUUGAUUGGUCUCGAGAGUGCUUCACGAUGGAUGAGAAAAGAUGCAGGGCUGUGACAGAGGCAUUUGUUAGGCUUUACAGAGAAGGUCUAAUUUAUAGGGAUCUGCGAUUGGUGAAUUGGGACUGCAUUUUACGGACAGCGAUAUCGGAUAUUGAGGUAGACUAUUUGGACAUCAAAGAAAAGACACAGUUAAAGGUUCCUGGAUAUGACAAGCCAGUGGAGUUUGGCGUUUUGACAUCAUUUGCUUACCCUCUGGAAGGAGGAUUGGGUGAAAUUGUUGUGGCCACCACUAGAGUGGAAACAAUGCUUGGUGAUACUGCAAUUGCAAUACAUCCAGAUGACCAAAGAUAUAGCCACCUCCAUGGAAAAUUUGCCAUUCAUCCAUUUAAUGGAAGAAAACUUCCUAUAGUUUGCGAUGCAAUACUCGUUGAUCCAAAUUUUGGGACUGGUGCUGUUAAGAUAACUCCAGCCCAUGAUCCUAAUGAUUUUGAGGUUGGAAAGCGUCAUAAUCUUGAGUUUAUCAACAUCUUUACGGAUGAUGGUAAAAUAAAUAGUAAUGGUGGUCCAGAGUUCGUGGGGAUGCCACGUUUCACAGCCCGUAAGGCUUUGACAGAAGCCCUGCAGAGAAAGGGACUUUAUAGGGGUGCCAAAACGAAUGAGAUGCGCCUCGGCAUUUGUUCAAGAACCAAUGAUGUUGUGGAACCCCUCAUAAAGCCUCAAUGGUAUGUAAAUUGCAGCAGUAUGGCAAAGGAAGCUCUCGAUGCUGUGUUCAAUGAAGAAAACAGGAAAAUGGAGAUCAUUCCAAGACAAUAUGCUGCUGAAUGGAAGAGAUGGCUUGAGAACAUUCGUGAUUGGUGUGUUUCAAGGCAGCUUUGGUGGGGCCACCGUGUUCCUGCAUGGUAUGUGACUCUCGAGGAUGACGAACUGAAAGAAAUUGGUGUCUACAACAACCAUUGGGUUGUUGCUACAAAAGAGGAAGAUGCUCAAACAGAGGCUAGCAGAAUAUUUGCUGGAAAGAAUUUUAAGAUGUCUCAAGAUCCUGAUGUGCUGGACACCUGGUUUUCUUCUGGUCUCUUUCCAUUAUCUGUUUUAGGAUGGCCAGAUGAGACAGAUGAUUUGAAAACAUUUUAUCCGACUUCAGUUCUUGAAACUGGGCAUGACAUUCUCUUCUUUUGGGUUGCUCGUAUGGUGAUGCUAGGAAUUAAGCUUGGAGGUGAUGUACCUUUCAGGAAGGUUUAUUUGCACCCAAUGAUCCGUGAUGCCCACGGUAGGAAAAUGUCCAAGUCUCUCGGUAAUGUGAUUGAUCCGCUUGAAGUAAUAAAUGGAAUAACUCUUGAAGGUCUUCACAAAAGACUACAAGAGGGCAACUUGGAUAUAUCAGAACUGAAAGUUGCAAAAGAGGGACAAAGGAAAGACUUUCCUGAUGGUAUUCCUGAAUGUGGUGCUGAUGCUCUUCGUUUUGCUCUCGUCUCUUACACAGCACAGUCUGAUAAAAUAAAUCUGGACAUACAAAGGGUUGUUGGGUACCGCCAAUGGUGUAAUAAACUGUGGAAUGCUGUGCGAUUUGCCAUGAGCAAGCUAGGAGAUGAUUAUGUCCCGCCAGCAAAAAUUGUCCCAGAUAUUAUGCCAUUUAGCUGCCAGUGGAUUCUCUCUGUAUUAAACAAGGCUAUUUUGAAAACUGUGUCAUCCUUGGAAUUGUACGAGUUUUCUGAUGCUGCUAGUGCAGUAUAUUCAUGGUGGCAAUCCCAGAUGUGUGAUGUGUUCAUUGAAGCAGUCAAGCCUUACUUCACCAAUGAUGAUCAAACAUAUGCAUCUGCAAGGAGUUCUGCACGAGACACCCUGUGGUUCUGUCUAGAUAAUGGACUGCGGUUGCUUCAUCCAUUCAUGCCUUUUGUUACUGAAGAACUGUGGCAACGACUUCCUUCACCCAAGGAUUGUGUAAGAAAGGAGUCAAUUAUGAUAUGCAAGUACCCAACUGUAGUAGAGGCUUGGACAAAUGAAAGGGUUGAAUAUGAGAUGGAUAUUGUUGAGUCCGCGGUAAAAUCACUCAGGUCACUCCGGUCAUUGAUGCCUCCAAAGGAAAGGCAUGAAAGGCGAGCGGCUUUUGCACUUUGCCGAAAUGAUGCAGUUGCAGACAUUAUCUCUAGCCAUGAACUUGAGAUUGCCACUCUUGCCACUUUAUCAUCUCUAAAGGUUCUAAGGGAGAUUGAUGCUGCUCCAGCUGGAUGUGCUGUGUCGGUGGUUAAUGAGUCUCUUUCUGUUUAUCUCAAGCUUCGAGGAACUCUUAACGCAGAGGCAGAGCGUGAAAAAGUGAAGAAAAAGAUGGAGGAGAUACAAAAACAAAGAGACGGCCUGACGAAGAUGAUGGACGCUGCUGGCUACAGGGAGAAGGUUCCCCCCCAUAUUCAUGAAGAGAAUGUGGCUAAGUUAUCAACUCUGAUGCAAGAACUGUUGUCUUUUGAGGAAGCUAGCCAGCAUCUGGAGCGUGAAAUUGCUGCCGAAGCAUCCACAAAUAAUUCUAGCUAGCUAGAUGCUGAACCCCCGAGAUUUAAUUCAUUCUAAUUCAUGAUGGGCUGGUCAUCUUACGGUACAAUUCAAAGCCCCCAAGAGAGAGAGAGAGAGAGAGAGAGAGAGAGAGAGAGUCAGCUGGUUGAAUAUUGUCUUUAAAUUAAACGUGAAAAACUCAUCUUACUAUAUUUUCAGCUUUUUGAUUAAACAGCCGGUAUAAUUUAUAAUACGAAUUACAGCCAGAAAUUGAAGAAA
Messenger RNA from Diospyros lotus (date-plum), 3705 nucleotides. Its product is annotated as valine--tRNA ligase, mitochondrial 1. The transcript has 22 exons. Gene Ontology annotation, biological process: valyl-tRNA aminoacylation. Gene Ontology annotation, molecular function: ATP binding; aminoacyl-tRNA deacylase activity; valine-tRNA ligase activity. Lineage: Eukaryota; Viridiplantae; Streptophyta; Magnoliopsida; Ericales; Ebenaceae. The record is from RefSeq and is a predicted model, not a curated record. The coding region runs from base 262 to 3468 and encodes 1068 amino acids. Gene Ontology annotation, cellular component: cytosol.